AUGUUCUCUCUACCCACUGAAUAUAAGAAUUUCUGGUUUUCUCACCCUAUAUAUUCGUUUCUUUUCUCUCUCUUCUACAAUUUCUUCCUCCUAUCAGACGUGGAAAACGAUUCGGAAAAUCUGACGAGUGCUCCUGCUGCUGCGAAUACGACUGAUACUACGGGAGUUCCGACUGAUCCUCCUCCUGCUCCGACUUCCACUGGUACUCCUGCUGCUGUGACUCCGACUGGUACUUCGGGAGUUCCGACUGCUCCUCCUCCUGCUCCGACUUCCAGUACUCCUCCUGCUGAGACUCCGACUGGUACUUCGGGAGUUCCGACUGCUCCUCCUCCUGCUCCGACUUCCACUGGUACUCCUCCUGCUGCGACUCCGACUGGUACUUCGGGAGUUCCGACUGCUCCUCCUCCUGCUCCGACUCCGACUGGUACUCCAAAAGUUCCGACUGGUCCUGCGACUCAAUCUACUACAAGAUUCCUUCAGGAAAGGGUUCUUACUCACCUCCUGCGUUUGAUAAGGAGUUUGACCCACACACUUCGUGGUCUGAACAAAGGGGGUUAUUUCGUGAUUCUCUAG
This is a messenger RNA of Arabis nemorensis, 573 nucleotides long. NCBI's taxonomy places the organism in Eukaryota, Viridiplantae, Streptophyta, Magnoliopsida, Brassicales, Brassicaceae. The record is from the annotation of a GenBank genome assembly.